Molecule: messenger RNA, 1464 nt
Organism: Glarea lozoyensis ATCC 20868
Lineage: Eukaryota; Fungi; Ascomycota; Leotiomycetes; Helotiales; Helotiaceae
Exons: 2
Coding region: 1-1464 (487 amino acids)
Biological process (GO): GPI anchor biosynthetic process
Cellular component (GO): glycosylphosphatidylinositol-N-acetylglucosaminyltransferase (GPI-GnT) complex; membrane
Source: RefSeq, a predicted model, not a curated record
AUGGUGCCCAGCCAGGCGCCUUCCAUUUCGACAACUACAAAGCCCAAAUACCCUCCAGCACCAACCUUGACGCGCAGUACAACUCUCCCUACUCACGCCCCUCAAGCCGCCCCUAAUCGAACACUUCUCGCGCCGGAAGAUGCUAUAUACCAAGGAUCACCUCCGCGAAAACAGUCGCCGGCGGUGAAAAAGCUGCACCAUGAUUUGCGCAUGACCAAUGGGUCGAAUGGGUUGGAGGGGAAUGCGCCGGUUUUGCAGAGAGGGAGGGGGAAGUCAAGGAAUCGAAGUGGGAGCAGGAAACGGAAGGUUAAAUGGAGCAAGCUUUUGUGGUUGAAACAAUCGUAUCCGGAUAAUUAUACGGACCAAGCGACCUUUCUAGAGAAACUCCAGCGAAACCCCCGCCUCCAACCGUACGAUUUCUGGCCCCUCGUGGCAGACUCAACGGUCAUUGUACAACAUGUAUGCUCCGUGGUGAUCUUUACGGUCUGCUUCAUCGGAAUCGUACAAGAUCGCAUAUCACCAGUUGCAGUAGUCGGAUGUGGAAGCAUUGCGACGGUCAUUGGAUGGUUAUUGUGGGAUUGGUGGAUUGGACAAGACGACCUCCCAAAACCCCUACCUCAUCGCAUUCUGCCAGCUGCCCCAUAUGAUUCCAAAGUCUCAGCUGCAAGCUCGACUUCGAAUCUAGGUCAACACGGUCCAAAACCCUCGUCUUUGGUGGCUAGACACUCGCAUUCUGCAUCCGCUUCUUCUAUAUACUCUGCGACAUCACAAAUGACAUCUCAGAGUCCUCGACUGAUACCAAGCUUUCCACCUGGAACCUCGGCCGCUCUAAGUCAACGCACUUCAUUGCGAUUAUCAACCAUCAAAUCAGCAGUGCUGAUCUACUUUGUGUUACUCGGCCUCUCCCCCAUCUUAAAAUCCCUCACAAAAUCCACGACUGACGAUUCAAUCUGGGCAAUGUCAUUCGUCCUCUUCGCAAUCAACAUCUUCUUCUUCGAUUACAAAACCCCUGAAAUCUCAGCCGGAAUAAAAAACAUCCCGGCAUCGCUUAGCACAAACGCAGCAUUAAUGGCCAGCACCGUCCUCGCAAGCCGUCUCCCAAGCACCGGCCAAGUCUUCAGCCUGACGCUCUUCAGCAUCGAGGUCUUUGGCCUCUUCCCCGUGUUCCGACGAUACGCUAAACAGCGCACCUGGCGCGGCCAUCUCACACUUACAUGUCUCCUUAUCGUCGGCGCAAGUGGUGGUGUGGGUUUAUGUCUCGGUCAUGGCGGGGAUGGCGAGGGAAUUUUGGAUUUCCCCUGGAAAGCUGGCUUGACGGGUGUGGUUAUCGGUUCGAUCUCUACAUGUCUGGCUAUGGGCGGGUGUAGUUGGUGGUUAAUCGGACUACAGAAAUAUAAGAAUGAGAUUCAUGGGCCGUGGGAUGCGGCGCGACCGAUUAUUAGGAGACAGUGGGAUGAUUAUUAG